GCGUGCACCAUGCAGCCCCCUCACCUCCUCCUCUUCCUCUUUCUCCCGAUCCUCCUCCCUGGGAUGUGGGCAGACCCAGAGGAGCCACAGGUUAUCCAGUACCUCCUGACUAGCCUCUUCGCCAACAUCAGCUCUGCUGAGGUGUCAUGUGUGGCACUCGUAGGGGACAUAGCCAUCUUUACACUGGAUCCGGCCAACUGGAGCAUCCACUUCCACUGGCCCUGGGUCAGCCAGGCUGCAGCUGAAGAUGAUGGGGAAAAGAUGAUGUCCCAGUACAAAAUUGCUCUGCGCAAUAUGAUCCGAUUUGUGCACGACACAGUUCAGCAGACAAAACAGCACUACCCCUUGGUGGUUCAGCUCCGUGCAGGCUGUGUGCUGUACCCCAAUACGACCAGCCAGGGCUUCCUGAAUGUUGGCUGGGAUGGCAGAGACCUCGUAGCUUUUGAGGUAGAUAAACAGGGCUGGGAGGCCCGGCAGUCAUCCCAGAUGGCAGAGCUGGUCAGCAAGAGCCUCAACAGGCAGAAGUCUGUCAGAAUACUCCUGGAGCACCUUCUCUCUAUCUGGGUAUGCCAGAGCAACUUCCUCACCCUGAAGAGGUAUGGGAAGGAAAUUCUAGAGAGACAAGAGCUGCCUGUGGCCACGGUCUUCGCCCGCACCCCCAGCCUAGACCAGCUGCUGCUUGUUUGCCAUGUCACUGGCUUCUACCCCCGUCCCAUCAGCGUGGCCUGGCUGCGGGAUGGCCAGGAGGUGCCUCCGGGCCCGGCGCUCAACACCAGCACCGUCCUGCCCAACGCUGACCUCACCUACCAGCUCCGCAGCGUCCUGGCCGUGGCCCCCCGUGAUGGGCACAGCUAUGUCUGCCGUGUGCGCCACCACAGCCUGGGCACCCGCAGCCUUCUCAUCCCAUGGGAAAACCACAGUGCAGCUCCAACCAUCAGUAUCACCAUUGCAGUGCUGGUUCUUGUGGCCACAGCAUUUGCUGGGGGUUUUUGGUGGUGGAAGCGCAGGAAAGGUAACGAGGCUACAUGGGAGACCCAGGAAUUCAUCAUUUGAGGCCUUGCUGCCCACACAGCAACAGCUGCUUGCUCUCCGUUCUUACUUCAUGCCCCACCCCUGACCCAUAAGCACCAACACGAUUUUGUUCUGGAAAACAACUGCAUUAAACAGCUAUGAACUUCUUCUGAUACAUAUGGUUCCUGUGUCUCUCACCCUUCUUCCCCCCUCAGGAGCUUUUCUCAGGAAACUCCUCUGUGCACUACAGAUACUCCCUAUUGCAGGCAGAUGCUCUUCCUUUUCCUGGACUCUGGUUGGUCUCGAUCUGGCAUGUCAGGAGAAGCCAGUCCUUUGACAGCCCCUUCCACAUCUCCCCAUGGCCAGUGUCUAUUCCUGACAGGGCAGUCACAACCCAAGGCCAGACCACUGUGGGGUUGCUGAGUGAGAUGUGUGAUGGUGCAGGCCACAAAUCAGGGAUAGGUGGAGAGAUGUGAGCUCUUCACUGGCGAGACAAGGGAAGGGAGGAACUAAGUAACACCCCUGACAUCCCUGACACAUUUUGAGCACACUGAGCUGCUCCAUCUCCAGGGCUGAGCUCACCCUUUAGAUCAGGAUCUCUUCCACUUCUGACUCCUGCCCCCAUGCUUCCUUCCUGUCGCUGUAAAAGCUGGAAAGAUGGGGGA
Molecule: messenger RNA, 1676 nt
Organism: Melozone crissalis (California towhee)
Lineage: Eukaryota; Metazoa; Chordata; Aves; Passeriformes; Passerellidae
Product: antigen-presenting glycoprotein CD1d-like
Exons: 6
Coding region: 10-1053 (347 amino acids)
Biological process (GO): positive regulation of T cell mediated cytotoxicity; antigen processing and presentation, endogenous lipid antigen via MHC class Ib; antigen processing and presentation, exogenous lipid antigen via MHC class Ib
Cellular component (GO): external side of plasma membrane
Molecular function (GO): lipopeptide binding; exogenous lipid antigen binding; endogenous lipid antigen binding
Source: RefSeq, a predicted model, not a curated record